Molecule: messenger RNA, 3928 nt
Organism: Myripristis murdjan (pinecone soldierfish)
Lineage: Eukaryota; Metazoa; Chordata; Actinopteri; Holocentriformes; Holocentridae
Product: ETS translocation variant 5-like
Exons: 13
Coding region: 148-1665 (505 amino acids)
Biological process (GO): regulation of transcription by RNA polymerase II; cell differentiation
Cellular component (GO): nucleus
Molecular function (GO): DNA-binding transcription factor activity, RNA polymerase II-specific; sequence-specific DNA binding
Source: RefSeq, a predicted model, not a curated record
CGCUGAUGCCCGAGGGAAAGCGGACCUCUCCAUUGACAAAAUCCACAGUCGAGUUUUAUCAGCGGGGAAUGUAGAGGAGCGGAGCCGCGUCUGUUCACCGCUGCCGAGAAACUUCACCUGCCAGCAGAGAGCGAAGACUCCUGCAACAUGGACGGCUUUUACGACCAGCAAGUCCCCUUCCUUGUUCCGCCAAGACCUCACGUGGAGGAGCCGGAGAAUAAAUCUGCCGGUGACAGAAAGAGGAAAUUUGUGGACACGGAGCUGGCUCAGGACACUGAAGAGCUCUUUCAAGAUCUCAUCCAGCUCCAGGAGAUAUGGAUUGCAGAAGCCCAGACUCCUGACGACGAGCAGUUUGUUCCAGAUUUCCAGUCUAACUUGAUGUGUCACGGACCGUCUGUCAGCAAAGUGAAGCGAGAGGCCAGUCCGUCCAAGAACCCGUCUCCAUGCAGGACGCCGUACCCUGACAAGUGCCUUUAUAAUUCCAGUGCCUACGACAGUGAGCCAGCUGGGAUCAAACCUCCAACUGCAGCCUCCACACCGACAUUACCCUGCGGCUCCGCCCGCCCCGCGGGACCUCAGCACCUACAGAGGCGGCUGCCGCACUGUGCGCCCCAGCUGACCAGCACCUGCCCCCCCAGCCACGCCGUUUCCCUCAGCCCAAACGCAAACCAUCACAUCCUUCCACAGGCCAGUCAAAGCCAGCAUUUUGCGGUGCCACGCCCCCCCGCCCGCUGCUCGAAUGGCUCCUUCAGCACAGAACAGAGGUUUCAGCGGCAGCUGUCGGAGCCCUGCUUGUCAUUCCUCCCUCGUGAGAAUACGGCCAGGACACAGUACACCCCCUCGACGUGCGACAGCCGACCCCUGUACCAGCGCCACCUUUCAGAGCCCCUGGUGCCCCGCCCGCCCAUGGGCUUCAAGCAGGAGCUGGUGGACCCUCGCUACCCAGAGCAGGGGGUCCCUGCUCAUGUCCCUCCCCCGGCCCAAACCACCACCUUCCAUCCUCUGUCCAUCAAGCAAGAGCCAAGAGACUUUGGCUUUGACUCAGAGGUACAAACCUGCCAGGCGUCAUUUGGGAAGUCGUCAGUUUUCUACCAGAAAAACAAUGACGGGUUUGUUCAAGACGGAGAGCCACACUUGUACUAUGACGACACCUGCGUCGUACCAGAGAGACUGGAAGGUAAAGUGAAGCAGGAGGGUCUGCCUUACCAGCGCCGCGGCUCCCUGCAGCUCUGGCAGUUCCUGGUCACUCUGCUCGACAACCCGGCCAACGGACACUUCAUCACAUGGACCGGACGCAACAUGGAGUUCAAACUGGUGGAGCCUGAGGAGGUGGCUCGGCGCUGGGGAAUCCAGAAGAACCGACCGGCCAUGAACUACGACAAGCUCAGUCGCUCACUGCGAUACUACUAUGAAAAGGGCAUAAUGCAGAAGGUAGCUGGAGAAAGGUAUGUCUACAAGUUUGUGUGUGACCCCGAGGCGCUGUUCUCAAUGGCUUUCCCGGACAACCAGAGGCCGAGCCUGAAGGCAGACCCUGACGCCGUCCUGCCCGCUGGCGAAGAGGACGGACUCCCUGCAGCGAACUACGAUGAGGGGGGGGCUUAUUUGGCCGACGGAGGGGAGCAAUGCGUCCAGGGACUGGCUUUCCCGGACAGCUACCCGUUUUAACCCGGCAGCCUUGGGGUUCGGAUUGUACAUGACAAGUAUUAAUCAGGAGGAGCCCAAAACUGCUGAGCAUUGUUGGAGAUCUCCAAAACGUAUACCCUUAUGUAACAAGUUAACGUAAUAAUCCCUAACAUUUUCAUAUAAAUACAUUUUCCUUCUGCCACGCGCUUCUGCCGAAUGACACAACACAACAGCAAAUCGACCUAUAGUUCUUGGGAGAAACCCUGUAGCCCACAGGAAGUGAGAUUUUUCAUGUUUCUGGUUUAUCUGAAUGUCCAAUCAUGGUUGACUGACAAGUGAUCUUUGGGUAGUGCAAUGGCAAAACACCACAGCAAUGAGAACUUAACACCAAAGAUGGAAGCAAAAUGAAUAAAUAUGAUUUUAAGGAUUGGCACUGUCAGCACAGAUUUGGUUUGGUCGGUAACUCGGCUGUCUGCUGCCCAGGCAAGCACAGACCACGCAGUUUGAGACUAGGAAGGGAGUCCCAACCAGCAUGAAUGAAACCCAACAUACACACACCUUCCCACACCUCUGGUAACAAGGUUUGGUCUUUGACCUCACCUGCGAGCUCUAUUUUGCCAUGGGUGACAUGAGCGUGCCGAGUCUUUCGUCAAGCUCUGCCCUCCGUUUUGUACCUUUGAACUCUCUGCUGGCGUUUAUGGGUUCGUGAACUGAAUGAACUCCUGGACAGUCAGCUGAGCCCAGUUUCACCGCGAGAGAUUAGAAUUCAUGCUGUCACUGCAGAGGGCUGUGAUCCCUUUUUUGAACGCCCUUGCAGCUUGUAAACCUGCAGACUCGGGGCUCAAGCAAACACAAAGCCUCUGCUCAAGGACGACUUCUUGUACCCAAAGCCUAUGUUUCAUAGCAGGUUCCACAUUUUACUCUUCUUCAACAGCAAGAAGAGCAAUCACUCUGCAUUGUUAUGUAACAUUCGUUGGACAAUUUUACAUCUUGCCUUCUGUUACUGGUGAUACUCACAGCUGAGUUUUGUGUUGUGAAAAUCACCGCGGUGUUUAACAAAGCACGAGCACACAACCAGCCCUGUGCCUCCUCUGCAGUAUGGGCAUUACCCGGCUCAACACCCUUCAGAUCGCUGUAGUUUUACGGUCACAUUUGUAAACUUUAAGGGUAACUCAACACUAAAUCACAAAUGCCAGAAAACCUCUGCUGUACUGCCCUCUAGGGGUUGAAACAUGAAACUUUCAGGCAUGUUACACCACCAAUCAGUGGGGUGACACAGUGGCAACAGGUAUUUAUAGCAGCUGUCGGUGGCAAAAUACCUGCGGCCACGUCUGAAACUCAAAUUUUCAACCACUAGAUGGCAGUGCAGCAGAAGUUUUCCACUGGUGUUGAGUCACUCUUUAAAUGCAGCUUCGAACUUAGUAACCGAUGUUUGCUGUGGUUCCUACACAUUUUAAAUAUCGAAAUUCUUGUCUCAACUUGUUUGUGCAAUUUCUAGGAAUUACCAAAACACCUUGCCGUUCACUCUUGGACGCAAAAUCGACGAAGGGCAUGUUUUACUCGUUGACGAGGUGUCCUAAAAGGCCGUUUCACACAUUUUGUCCUCCCCUCUGAUCUCAGCUUCCUGUACUUUCUGAACUCUGGGAUCUGUAUUCCACACCAAAAAAUCUUCCCAAGCCAUGGCACUCCUCUACUGACGACUUCAAAAUAAAUUGAUGUAUUUUAUUUUUUUGUAAAGUAUUGCUUGAAAGGGAUAAACACCUGCAUUUUCCAGACGCUUUGGUCUUUCUAUAAUGAUGUAUAUUGAAAUGUUUUUGUGUACCUUUGUUUUCUUUUGUUUUUCAAAGCUAAUAUUUUUUGGUGCAAAAUAUGGACCUGCAAGUUUUUUCCUAUGACCGUUUUAUGACAAAGAUACCGCUCCUGUUUUAUCUCCGAUUCUGUAAUACUGCCACUGUUAAGCUAAAGGGUCGACUUGACCCUGUCUUGCAUGGACUUUCUACAAAUUGCUGUACCAAUCAUUGUAUCAAGAUAUGUUUUCUGCUUUUUUGUAUAGUUUGUUAUUGGCUUCAGUGGCUGGAAAAUGUCUAAAAUUAUAUAUGAAUAUAUUUUUGCAAACGGCUGCAUUUGCUCAACAUUGUAUAAGCUGCACAGUUUGACCUGCUAAUGUACUGCGUUGUCAAGUUCAGCCAAUUUUGAUAAGGAUGACUGGCACUGAUAUGACUCCCCUCAUAUGUGUAUAUAUAUAUAAUGUGUGCCUUCUGUUUUCAGUUGAUCUCUGCUGGAUACAAUAAACUACUUUACAAUC